Molecule: messenger RNA, 1755 nt
Organism: Penicillium bovifimosum
Lineage: Eukaryota; Fungi; Ascomycota; Eurotiomycetes; Eurotiales; Aspergillaceae
Product: glycoside hydrolase family 13 protein
Exons: 3
Coding region: 1-1755 (584 amino acids)
Biological process (GO): oligosaccharide catabolic process
Molecular function (GO): alpha-amylase activity
Source: RefSeq, a predicted model, not a curated record
AUGUCACCACACGCGAUUCAAGACAAAUCAGUUCCGACGGGGACGAAUAACUGGUGGAAAGAGGCCACUGUGUAUCAGGUAUACCCGGCUUCAUUUUACGACUCCAACGGCGAUGGCUGGGGUGAUAUCCCAGGUGUGGUCGAGAAGGUCCCCUAUCUCCAGUCGCUAGGUGUUGAUGUUGUGUGGCUGUCGCCGAUGUACGACUCUCCAAUGCACGACAUGGGUUAUGACAUCUCCGACUAUGAGAAGGUACUGCCUGCAUAUGGAACUGUACAAGAUGUAGAGAAUCUGGUUGAAGCUUGUCAUUCGCGAGGCAUGAAACUUAUUCUCGAUCUUGUGGUCAACCACACCAGUGACCAGCACGCUUGGUUCCAGGAGAGUCGGAGCAGCAAAGACAACCCAAAGCGCGACUGGUACUUCUGGCGCCCGCCCCGAUAUGACGAGGAUGGAAACAGGAUGCCGCCUAGUAACUAUAGGGGUUAUUUUGCCGGAAGCACGUGGACUUGGGACGAGACAACAGAAGAAUACUAUCUACAUCUUUACGCCAAAGAGCAGCCUGAUCUCAAUUGGGACAACAAAGCCACGCGUGAAGCUAUCUAUAACAGUGCGGUUCGGUUCUGGUUGGACAAAGGGGUGGAUGGUUUCCGAGUCGACACAGUGAACAAGUACAGCAAACACACGGACUUCCCCGACGCCCCCAUCACAGAUCCAAAAAGCUACAUUCAGCCCGCCAUCGAAAUGUGGUGCAAUGGACCCCGGAUCCACGAGUUCAUCCGUGAGAUGUACGAUGAAUCAUUUGCUCCUUACGGGGAUGUGAUGACCGUUGGCGAACUGGCCAAUACGCCAGACCCGAAGAAUGUGCUCGAGUAUGUGGGCGCCUCGGCCAAGGAGCUGAGCAUGGUCUUCCAUCUGGAUAUUGGACACAUUGGCAUGGGGCCCAGUCUGGAGGAGAAAUACAUCUUUACGCCGUGGAAGCUGACAAAGAUGAAAUCCAUUGUGGAGAAAUGGCAAUCUUUCAUUGAAGGAACCGAUGGCUGGACCACAGCCUUUUGCGAGAAUCAUGACAACGGACGUUCUGUCUCCCGCUUUGGUUCGGAUGCACCUGAGUUCCGAGAGAUAUCUGCCAAAAUGCUCGCUCUGAUGAUGGUUAGCAUGACUGGAACUCUGUUCAUAUACCAGGGCCAGGAAAUUGGUAUGAUCAACGCCCCUCGUGAAUGGCCAAUCGAGGAAUACAAGGACAUCGAAGGACUAGGGUACUACCGAGAGGCAGAGCGACGGGUUGCUAGCGGUGUUGACCCUACACGCAAAGAUCGUAUCAUGGACGGUCUUCGGACAUUGGCUCGUGAUCAUUCCAGGCUGCCUAUGCAAUGGGAUGACUCUGCCCACGCUGGAUUCACUACGGGAAAACCAUGGAUGCGUGCUCAUGAUCUUUACAAUGAGAUCAACGUGAAGAAGCAAGAGAAUGAGUCGUCGAGUGUGCUGUCGUUCUGGAAAGAUGUUUUGCGACUGAGGAAAGACCACCGUGACUUGUUCAUCCACGGUGCAUUCGAAGUCCUUGACUAUGAGAACCAAGAGACAUUCUGCUUUGUGAAAUCAAGGGGUGAGAAGCGGGCAUUGAUCGUGCUGAACUUCACUACUAACCCCCAGACUUUCACACAAGCGGACAAGACUGCGGGUAUGAAGUUGCUUGUGGGCAACUAUCCCAGUUCAUCUUUGGAGACCCUAGAGCCUUUCGAAGGGCGGAUUUACAUUUGA